AUGUCGUUUGUUCUGCAGGGCUAUAAACCGCCAUGUAACAAGGAUCAGAACAUCAGUGUCCCUAACUUCCACUUCAUGUGCUUGACAGAUAUAACCAAGCAUCUACAUGAUGAAACAAAGCCACCAGAAGUUUGUCAAGUGUACAAAAAAUUAUGUGGGGAAGAUUCUGCCACCACAGCACCACCAAAAACUUCACCAACAACACCAACCAUCGAAGCAACGCCAUCAACACCACUGUCAACAACACCAACCAUUGAAGCAACACCAUCAACACCACUGCCAACAACACCAACGGCACUGCCAACAACGCCAACCAUUGAAGCAACACCAUCAACAGCACCAACCAUUGAAGCAACACCAUCAACACCACUGCCAACAACACCAACCAUCGAAGCAACACCACUAACAGCACCAACCAUUGAAGCAACACCAUCAACAGCACCAGCCAUCGAAGCAACACCAUCAACAGCACCAGCCAUCGAAGCAACACCAUCAACAGCACCAGCCAUCGAAGCAACACCAUCAACAGCACCAACCAUUGAAGCAACACCAUCAACAGCACCAGCCAUCGAAGCAACACCAUCAACAGCACCAACCAUUGAAGCAACACCAUCAACAGCACCAGCCAUCGAAGCAACACCAUCAACAGCACCAGCCAUCGAAGCAACACCAUCAACACCACUGCCAACAGCACCAACCAUCGAAGCAACACCCUCAACAGCACCAGCCAUCGAAGCAAUACCAACCAUUGAAGCAACAACAAAAAACCCAAGCACAGCAUCAACAACAUCGUCAACAACAAGUACAACAGCAGCAUCAUCCCUGGUGAAUUCACAGCUGAAGAGUUGUUCACAGGAAGAAAUAUGUUCUGAAAAAGAAACAGGAAAUGACAUCCAAAAGAUUGUAAUAGGAUUUCUUAUCAUGACGAACAUCAUCGUCCCCAUGGCUAUUUAUCUGUACAUGCGUAACCAGAUUCAACAGAUUCCAAACUUGAGGGAAGAAGUAAGAAUGACAGAGAUACAGCAAAACACAUUUCCCAGGGAUGUUGAAGAGGGUUCCAUUUUAUUAACGACGCCCGAGAGUUCCAUCAUCAUAAAUUCACCUGAAACCACCAUAAUUCAAAGCCCUUGCCCAAAUAGAACACACCAUUUGAAGUUCUGAGCUGCUGAGAAUCUGGAUAAAUCUGGAUACGAGGAUCUGCCUUACACAGCUUCGUAACAGUCCAGGUGAAGUAAAGGUAGUCUGUGAAUGCCUCUGCGCCCAAAGGUGGAUAAGCUUCCAAUGUGAAGACGAGUGAGACCAAACAAGCCGCAGCAUGCCUGUUCAUGUAACUGCUCUGCAUUCGCACAUCAAGAUGGUUUUCUGUCCGCCUCAUGCAAAAAGUUUUACUGCUGUGCUGGUUUUAAGUGACCAAGGUCUUGCCAGAAGAAGUGCACUGCAGAAAGUCCGUUUUAACACAAGCAAUAACGAGUUGGUUUUUGGUCAUAUUUAGAAUAAUUUUAAACACAAAGACCCAGAUUAUGCAUGUAGUCAGUGAACAUAAAUAUAUGUGUGUGUGUGUGUGUGUGUGUGUGUGUGUGUGUGUGUGUGUGUGUGUGUGUGUGUGUGUGUGUGUG
Messenger RNA from Pelmatolapia mariae (spotted tilapia), 1616 nucleotides. RefSeq names its product mucin-2-like. The record is from RefSeq and is a predicted model, not a curated record. Bases 1 to 1161 code for a protein of 386 amino acids. The transcript is spliced from 10 exons. NCBI's taxonomy places the organism in Eukaryota, Metazoa, Chordata, Actinopteri, Cichliformes, Cichlidae.